Molecule: messenger RNA, 732 nt
Organism: Salvelinus fontinalis (brook trout)
Lineage: Eukaryota; Metazoa; Chordata; Actinopteri; Salmoniformes; Salmonidae
Product: synaptogyrin-1-like
Exons: 5
Coding region: 28-732 (234 amino acids)
Cellular component (GO): synaptic vesicle membrane; neuromuscular junction
Source: RefSeq, a predicted model, not a curated record
AACACACGCACCGUCCGGAGUCCGAAAAUGGAGGGCAUGGCAUAUGGAGCUGGGAAGGCUGGAGGAGCUUUCAACCCUAUAACGUUCUUCCAGCAGCCACACACCAUCCUCCGGAUCCUCUCUUGGUUUUUCUCCAUUGUGAUCUUUGGUUCUAUAGCCAACGAGGGUUACGUGAACCGACCCGACGAGACCCAGGAGUUCUGUAUCUUCAACAGGAACCAGAAUGCGUGUAACUAUGGACUGUUCAUGGGAACUAUGGCCUUUCUCUGCUGUCUGGCCUUCCUGGCCCUGGAUGUCUACUUCCCACAGAUCAGCUCCGUCAAGGACCGCAGGAAGGCUGUACUGGCAGACGUAGGGGUUUCAGCGUUCUGGUCCUUCAUGUGGUUCGUGGGGUUCUGUUUCCUGACCAACCAAUGGCAGGCUGCGAAGCAGGAGGACAACCCCCUGAGGGAGGGAGGGGAUGCCGCUCGCGCUGCUAUCACCUUCGCCUUCUUCUCCAUAUUCACCUGGGCGACCCAGUCCUUCUUCGGCUAUCAGAGGUACCAGCUGGGGGCCGACUCUGCUCUCUUCUCCCAGGACUACAUAGACCCCAGCCUGGAUGCUGGGGCGGCCGGGGACCCCUACACCUCCUUCACGGUCGGGGGGGACGACCUGGGACAAGGAGACCCUGUGGAGGGGUCCUCCUAUCAGGGGAUUAACGGCGAGGGGGGUGGGAGGUACCAGGAGUACUGA